CCCCACGGUGUUGAAUUAAAUCAGUUCAACUUUGAACAUUAUCAUAAGUAUUUUGUUCGCCACUUAUUAAAGCUAUAAUAUAUGAGUGUGCGACGCAUCGUUUAUUGUUUAGUUAUUGCAACAUCAAUGUCGGCAGCGAGAGGAAAGUACUGUUAUCCAGUCAAUUUCGUGAACAAGUCCAGCGAACAGUUCUAUAUUUAACUGGUAACUACUUUCAAAAAACAUCACGUUCCUACACGUAAAAUCCUGUUUUAUCCACUUUUAAAGUAUUUUCAGUCAAAACGAAUAUCAUAAUUGUAGUCAGCUCGCGAAACUGCAAGGAAACAUCCAUAUAAAACAACAGAUUUCUGUAGAAAGCUUUUCCGGAACUUUCUUUGUCAGAUUCGUUCCUAGUGGAUGAUUCCCACGGAAAUAUGUCUUUCGAAAAUAAUUAGUCUUUUGAGUAUCUUAACAGCUGAAAAACUAUAGUUAUCAUGGACGAAACAGAAUUACAUGCAAAACAUUCCGAUGUAAACCUGCUACCGCUGUCAGUCGUCUUCUCCACCUUUUAUUAUUCAUUCAGUGUUGCUUAGAGCAUUAGUUUAAAGCUAUUGGUGUUUCUUUUAAGUGAUCCUAGUAUAAUAGAUAUCCAAUACAAAAACAUGAAAUCAAACUUUUAUCAUUCUUCUAAUUUUACUGACGAAGUGAGCAAAAUUACGGUUUAGGUUUCAAGGAAAAGUUUUUGUUCUACUUCGAAGUGUGUGUCUCUGCACCUCUCAUCUUGUUCGUUCGUUCUGUACAAUACAGGAAAAAGCUCCUGGUUGAAGAGAAUUUCCCCUUAUUAACAUUUCUUACUUUGAAUCAGGAGUUUUAUAUUCUGACCCACUAUUCCACGCUGACAAACUCUUUCUUUCUAAGGACUUGGUUGUCUUAUAUUUUUACUGUCUUGUAUCCAGUAUUGUUGUUUUGAAAUAUCUGGUAAACGACAAUCGAAUCGAAUACGUGUACUACUAUAUCAAACCAUAUUAAAUAAAGAUAUUGAAUUUUUCGAUAAAACCAAAACUGGAGAACUACAAACGGAGUUAUUCGAGUAUAUUUUUCAUUAAACACAAAGAAAAGUUUGUGAUUCGCACAUCUGUUUUUUCGCCUCUUAUAGUUAUAUAGAUAAAAUUAAUCAUGGCAUUGGAUUUCAACUGUCAGUGAUAAUAGGAGUUUCAUCUCUGACCCUUGGUGGCUGUAUAUUAGGAUUUAUCAUAAAUGUGAAAUUAACAUUAAUUUUACUGUGCGGUCUACCAUUACUACUAUUAUUGUCAGCUAUCUUUACAAAAUUAACCGCUCACGUGGCAAUAAAUGAGAUGAAUGCAUACUCAAAAUCGGGGGAUGUCGCUCAAGAAGUGUUUACCUCAUUGAGAACUGUUUUAGCGUUUAAUGGUACAAAAUACGAACAACAACGAUAUGAAAAACAUUUGGAUUUGGCAAAACGUCGAAACAUUCAGAAGGGCAUCGUAUUUGGAUUUUAUGUGGCUCUAUUUGAUGUUUUUAUGUGUUUAAUCUAUGCAGCUGGGUUUUAUUUCGGCUCGAGGUUAAUUCACAACGAUAAAACUGAGAAAAUGAAUAUCAGUGAUUUAAUGAUUGUUCUAAGUGCUAUGACGCAAGGUGUCUUUAUGCUCGGUGAACUGGCCACCUGUUUCCAAUCUGUUGCUGAAGCCCUCGGUGCAGCAACGCAAAUCUGGAAUUUUCUGGAUGAAUCAUCAUUGUCAGUAUCCUCGAAAGACGACAACCAAGGCAAAACUAAAGACAUACGUUUGAGAGGUGAUAUUGAAUUUGAUAGUGUUCAAUUUUCAUAUCCAGCACGAAUAGAUGUUAAAGUGUUAGACAAGGUCAGUUUUAAAUUGAAUCAAGGUGAAACAAUUGCAUUGGUCGGACAUAGCGGAUGUGGCCGAACAACAAUUAUUAUUGCACAUCGUCUGUCUACGAUCCGAAAUUGUGAUACAAUUUAUGUAAUGGAUAAUGGACGAAUUAUUCAAGAAGGAAGCCAUCAAAAAUUAAUAGCUGACGAACAAGGAAAAUAUUAUCAUUUAGUUCAAACACAAAAGUUAGAUACAGAUAUAGCUCAUGACCGUCCAGAAGACGAACAAAGAGAAGAAGUUGACACAAUAGACGAAAAAUUAAUGAAUCGGCCAUUAAGUAAAGAAAGUGUUAAUGAAACUGAAAAUAACUUAUAUUUAUCCGAUUAG
This is a messenger RNA of Didymodactylos carnosus, 2216 nucleotides long. Lineage: Eukaryota; Metazoa; Rotifera; Eurotatoria; Philodinida; Philodinidae. The record is from the annotation of a GenBank genome assembly.